AUGGCAGAGAGCGUGUCGACUGGAGGCGUGAAUCUUGCAGAUCACAAGGAUGGAAAGGAUAUGCACCAGAAGUACACCAUCAUUGUGGUCGGGAAGGACCUUAAGCUGGUCGAGAGGUACGUCAAGAGCAUAGUGAAGGAGGGCAGAGCGUUUGGGAUAUCUGGCCCGUGCCGCGCCCCAGUCAGGAGGCUGACCAUUACAACCCGAAAAUCCCCGUGCGGAGAGGGCACCAACACCUGGCACCGUUUUGAGCUACGCAUGUACAAGCGCACAUUCUGGGUUACCUGCGGAGGGAAUGACAUUAGCACAAUUUUGUCCAAGACAGUGGUCAUACCUGGGAUCCAGGUAACCGUUGAGGUGGAAGAGCCGGAUAAUGAGUAA
This is a messenger RNA of Giardia duodenalis, 381 nucleotides long. Its product is annotated as Ribosomal protein S20. Gene Ontology annotation, biological process: translation. Lineage: Eukaryota; Fornicata; Diplomonadida; Hexamitidae. Gene Ontology annotation, cellular component: cytosolic small ribosomal subunit; ribosome. The record is from RefSeq and is a predicted model, not a curated record. Bases 1 to 381 code for a protein of 126 amino acids. The transcript has a single exon. Gene Ontology annotation, molecular function: structural constituent of ribosome.